Messenger RNA from Paramuricea clavata, 6732 nucleotides. The record is from the annotation of a GenBank genome assembly. NCBI's taxonomy places the organism in Eukaryota, Metazoa, Cnidaria, Anthozoa, Malacalcyonacea, Plexauridae.
AUGCGGUUUCUCGGAAAGACUGCAACGUUUGCGAUAUUUCUCACGUUCUUCAUGUACAAUGUAAGCGUGCUGAUGACCUGUUGGCUAAUUUUUUUUUGUCUUGCCAGUAGCAAAGCUAGCCAUGGCAACUGGUCAUGCUAUACUGAUAAACCUGCAUCCAAAUAGGUUAUAGACAUCCACACCGGGCAAGCUUGAAAAAUAUGCCUGACCACGGUGGGAAUCGAACCUACGACCUUUGGAAUACUAGCCCAAUGCUCUGCCAACUGAGCUACGCGGUCAGGACGGUUCGAGUAUGUGAUAUUUUGGAACCGAGUCUAUAGUUCCUUCGAUAUCAAUUUAAUCUAUUAAUGAUCAUGAAUUUUUCUGUGUUGGUGUAGUGUACUCAGGUUGUCCGGUGUGGAUAUACACUCAGAGUAACAUCACAACCAUCAUAUUCACCUGACUACACUACACCAACACAGAAAAAUUCUGGUUAUCGACAGUACAUUUCUAAUACUUUGAAUAAUACAAGUCAUUAAAAAUUUGCAUAGUAUGAUCUGUUGCUUCGCCACUGUAUUUUGUAUUGAUAUCGUUUUGAUCGAACGUAGUCUGGGAGUUGGCAGGAAAAGGUUUGCCAGUGCAUGAGAGCUUUGUUGACAAUUUAAAAUAAAUAACAUUGUUGCUUAUAUUAUAUGUUUUCAUCUUCUUCUAGUAUGGAGAACCAGAUUGUGAAGAAAUGGCACGAAAGUAAGUUACAAGAAGAAGUUUAUAUACUGGAUAGCUCUAUCAGUUCUAAACUGUUCUUCCUAGAAGUACAGUAAAGAUCAUCUCUUAUUGAUCCAGUGUUACUACAGGAGGAAACCUAAACUAACUUUAUUUAUACUGGAUAUCUCUAUCAGUUCUAAACUGUUCUUCCUCAAUAGAGGUACAGUAAGGAUCGCCUCUUAUUGAUCCAGUGUUACUACAGGAGGAAACCUAAACUAAACUAACUUUGUUUAUACUGGAUAGUUCUAUCAGUUCUAAACUGUUCUCCCUAGAGGUGCAGUAAAGAUUAUCUCUUAUUGAUCCAGUGUUACUACAGGAGGAAACACGCUAAAUUAAACUAACUUUGUUUAUACUGGAUAGCUGUAUCAGUUAUAAACGUUAACUAACCACAGUGGCCUACACCAUACCAUACCAUACGUCCAUACCAUACCAUACCAUACCAUACCAUACCAUACCAUACCAUACCAUACCAUACCAUACCAUACCAUACAAUACCAUACAAUACCUUACAACCAAAUAUCAUUUAACUUUAUUUCGUACUCUCAUUUCUAGACUCACAACCCAAGAAUCAAACAAGAACGACGCCAAAUUCUUCAAAAAAUGCAUAGUGGAUUAUUUUGGCUUUGGUAUAAUACACAACACAAAUAUCACCGUUCCUCAAAUCGCCUCAAGCAACUUUUACGAUUCCAAAAAACGUCCCUACAUAGAACUAAUCGCAAAACGAGUGGAGCGUUUCUUUAUUCGCAAUGGGAACUGGUAUAAUAUAUUGCAAAAGAAAGACAUUUUCAAAGCGAACGACUGUCGAGAUCUAUUAUAUGUCGUAACAGCCAAGUACGUGUAUGCAUUGUACGUUCUACACACUUUGAAAUAUGAGUUAACAGUAUGUAUAGCAAGUGAGAGCGGCAAGUACCCAUUCACCUAUUCAAUAACAAGUCGUGGAAAUAUCUGUUAUAUUAAGCCACUUCACUUAAAGUGUGCGGAGGAAAUCGAACUUAAUCUUCUGGGACGAAACUCUGGCUCUCUGACUGCACUAUUCAAUCAGUUUUUCAGGGAGCCCAUUGGUGAAGACCGUACGGUACCCGGUUUUAAGGAGGACUCCGAUAUACUUAUGGGGGUGCGGGUUUCAGCAUUCAGCCUGGAGAAUGUCUUUCCACAAAUGUUUAGAGGCCCUAAUCUUUUCCACAAUUUAAUGCUUCAAGCUGUCGCGGGAAAAAUGAUAGGCAGUGCGAAGAUGAAAUUGUUAUCAGUGGCUGUGGCUAUAUUCAGAAUGAAGAGUUUUAGCGGGAAAUAUUUUAACGAGUUGCUAAGCGAUCAGAGUCCGUUGCGCGCGCAAACGUCACUCGCGAUGGUUUUUCAACACUGGGGCGUGGAGCUGACGUCAUUUGAUUCCAAGAUUAAAAGUUUUAUGGAAUCACCACAUUAUAAUUACGAACUGAAUUACCGUCGGCGUCACAAGAUCGCAUUUCAGUUGGUCAUCGGAAGACUGGAGUCUAAAGGUAAAAAUUGAAGAAGUAUUACACGGCUAUUUCUAUGUUCUUGGUAGCCUAGAACAUUAUUACUGUUUGAGAUAACGUUUUCAGGUAGUUCACACACAAACCACGGCAGCUUAUUGUAGACUACUACCUACACUGGACCACCACGUUUGAUACUUUGAGAUAUCGUUUUAGGUAGUACAGACACAAACCACGACAGCCUGUUGUAGAAUAAUGCCUGCACUGGACCACCACGUUUGAGAUAUCUUUUCAGGUAGUUCAGACACAAACCACGACCGCUCAUUGUAGAAUACUAUCUACACUGGACCAUCACGUUUGAGAUAUGUUUUUCAGGUAGUUCAGACACAAACCACGACCGCUCAUUGUAGAAUACUAUCUACACUGGACCAUCACGUUUGAGAUAUGUUUUUCAGGUAGUUCAGACACAAACCAGACAAACCACGACAGCUAGCUUAUUGUAGAACACUACCCACACUGGACCAUCACGUUUGAGAUAUGUUUUUCAGGUAGUUCAGACACAAACCACAACGCAACAGCUUAUACGGCAGAAUACCCCACACAGGGCCUCCAAAAUUCUAAAUUACUUUCUUCCAGACGAAAUUCCUUCAUCCUACGUCAGACUCUUAGCUCAAUAUGCGGUAUGCUUGGUUUACAACACUCCAGUGUAUCUGACCUCUGGCGCGGUACGGCACGCCGUCAUCAAAGAAAAACUUACUCAGAACCAACAAAAAUACUUCAUCCAGCUUGAAGACUAUUGGCAUUCCAUGUUGGAAAAUUGGGCGAUUGCCACCCGGGUUUAUAAGAAAGAGUGUUUGCGAAACAAGUAUAAGAUAAACGCUUGCCUGUUGAGGAUGAGUAAAUCACUUUAUCUUAUGUUUGAUGCGAUGGUCCAGGUAAGUUUUACUGAUUUGCUUGUCUGUACAAGCACUGUGCAAAUUUUUACUGAGACAAAUACACUUGUUGCUUAUAGUAUGGUUUCUUGUGCAAUUUGGAUGUUUUCCCCAAAUUGCACGAGAAACUAUACCUAUACAUGUUACACUUUAUUGCAUAUUACCCGACACUAAUGUAGCUACGAUUUAUAUUCCCGGUUAAGCAAUCUUAUCAAGAAAACUUUAGGGACGUUGGGGAACCCUUUUGAGCUAAAGACCGGAGGCAAAAUCCUCUCUCCUGCCCCCCCCCCCCACGACGGUUCUGCCUGCACGAUAUCGCUUAGCGAAACUUACCCAUUCUGAACAUGUAUUUUCAGAUGAAACUACUGUUACAAAAAUCUCGCAGAGGUAGUAAAAGUGGACGCUUGGGCGAAUUCAAAGAAACCAUGGCAAUCGCAAAACACUGGAUGCUAAAUUAUCGCAAUAAAGGUCGCACGAAACUCCCUAUCUUGACCCCGCCCGCCUGGAGGCGACCGUUCGGAAUGACGUUAAAACGACCUUUCCCGUCCACACAACAGGAUGCUCCGUUCGAUGAAACAGACGACUUCCCGGAGUGGGGCGAACCGGAACAGACGAUAGAGAAUGAAAAAACUACAACAGAGACUGUGGCAAAACCGCUGGGCGAAGAUGUCGAAAGCCCCGACGACACGAAGUCGUUGACUAAAGAUAUCGAGGGCGCACAUAAGACUGAGCCGUUGACUAAGGAUAGCGAGAUCACAAACAAAGAAAAACUGCUGGUGGAAAAGAAUGAAGACGCUGACGUUCAGCGUAAGACAAAACUGUUGGACAAGAAUGUUGGUGCGUCUGUGGGCUCACGAAUCGAAGUUCAGGCUGAAAAGAACGAUGGGAAGUCAUCGGGUAUAUACCUGACAAGUCCACUGACACCAGACUUUUUGGACUUAGCAGAUACUGAAGAGCUAGAUAACUUCGGAAAUUUUGCAACUCCACAGGAGGUCAAACCGUUAUAUGCCGAUGUUGACGCCGCGGUGUCUCCUGUGAAGCGAACAUUCUCCGAUGAGGACAUGGCAAGAUCGCUGCAUGAAGACGAAGGGCAUUCUGUGAGGCGAACACUCUCCGUUGAGGACAUGGCGAGGUCGCUGGAUGAGGACGAAGAGUCUCCGGUGAGGCGUACACUGCCCGAUGAGGACAUGGCAAGAUCGCUGCAUGAAGACGAAGGGCAUUCUGUGAGGCGAACACUCUCCGAUGAGGACAUGGCGAGGUCGCUGGAUGAAGACGAAGAGUCUCCGGUGAGGCGUACACUGCCCGACGAAGACAUGGCAAAAUUUCUGAAUGAAGACAAAGAGCCUUCUGUGAGGCGAACACUCUCCGACGAGGACAUGGCGAGAUCGCUGAAUGAAAACGAAGAGUCUUUUGUGAGGCAAACACUUUCCAACGAGGCCAUGGCGAGAUCGCUGGACGAAGACGAAGAGUCUUUUGUGAGGCGAACACUCUCCGACGAGGGCAUGGCAAGAUCGCUGGAUGAAGACGAAGACUCUCCUGUGAAGCGAACACUGCCCGACGAGGACAUGGCGAGAUCGCUGGACGAAGACGAAGAGACGUCCAUAGACUCAUCUAUGGUUGAACCAGAUUAUAAAACGAACAUGAAUAAUGAUACCGCAUCCAUGGUAGAGCCGCAUAGUAAAGUGACUGCAGGUUCGUCCAUGACAAAUCCAAUGGACAUGAACGAUAAUGAACAGAUGAGGUCGUCGAUGGACGAAGGUAAAGGGGAGUCCAUUGGUUCACAGAUGAACACAGAAAAAUCUGUGGACGCAUCGAUGACCAAACCAGAAAAUAAAGAUAUUAAGGAAACAGCAGGCUUACCUAUCAGACAACCGCUGAAUGAAGAUUCUGAGGAGUCCAUGGGCUCACCAAUGGCAAAACCGCUCAACAGCGAUCAUAAAGAAUCUCUGAGCUCAGAAAUGACGACGCCACUCGACAAACACACUGAGGAGACGACAGACUUACUAAUGAGAAAACCACUUCACAAUGACAUGAAAGAAAGUGCAGGUGCUGAGACGACAAAACCGCUGAACAAAGAUACUAAGAAGACAUCGGGCUCGCCAAUGGUAAAACCACUAGACAAAGAUAUUGAGAAGACAUCGAACUCACCAAUGGUAAAACCACUAGACAAAGAUACUGAGAAGACAUCGGACUCACCAAUGGUAAAACCACUAGACAAAGAUACUGAGAAGACAUCGGACUCACCAAUGGUAAAACCACUAGACAAAGAUACUGAGAAGACAUCGGACUCACCAAUGGUAAAACCACCAAACAAAGAUACCGAGAAAACAUCGGACUCACCAAUGGUAAAACCGCUGGACAAAGAUACUGAGAAGACAUCGGACUCACCAAUGGCAAAACCACUUGACAAAGAUACUAAGAAGACAUCGGACUCACCAAUGGUAAAACCACUAGACAAAGACACUGAGAAGACAUCGGACUCACCAAUGGUAAAACCACUUGACAAAGAUACUGAGAAGACAUUGGGCUCACUAAUGGUAAAACCACUAGACAAAGACACUGAGAAGACAUCGGACUCACCAAUGGCAAAACCACUUGACAAAGAUACUAAGAAGACAUCGGACUCACCAAUGGUAAAACCACUAGACAAAGACACUGAGAAGACAUCGGACUCACCAAUGGCAAAACCACUUGACAAAGAUACUGAGAAGACAUCGGGCUCACCAAUGGUAAAACCAGCAAACAAAGAUACCGAGAAAACAUCGGACUCACCAAUGGUAAAACCACUAGACAAAGAUACUGAGAAGACAUCGGACUCACCAAUGGUAAAACCACUAGACAAAGAUACUGAGAAGACAUUGGACUCACCAAUGGUAAAACCACUAGACAAAGGUAUUGAGAAGACAUCGGACUCACCAAUGGUAAAACCACUUGGCAAAGAUACUAAGAGGACAUCGAAUUCACCAAUGGUAAAACCGCUGGACAAGAACGUCAAAGAAACUGCGGGCGUGGAAACAGAAGAGCCAACGCAUGACGAUUUUCUGGAGUACCCGACAUCGGAUGCCCACGAUGUUCCAAGGAAAACAACCCGAACGAAAUCAGUCGGGAAUAAAACACAGGAACAUCCACGAUUUUUCUCAAGAUAUUAUCGACGUGGCCGAUAUGGUUAUAGAAGUUUGAGUGUGAGCCGACGACGUAGAUAUUCAAGCGUUAGUAGACGAAGACGGAGUAUAUAUGUAAGUCGUAGAAGACGAAUUAGUGUGGGCCGACGACGUAGAUAUUCAAGUGUUAGUAGACGAAGACGAAGUAUAUAUGUAAGUCGUAGAAGACGUAUUAGUGCUAAACCGAAAGCUAGCAGGGUCAACAUGGGGCCUGAUGAAACGAAAAAUAUCAAAAUAUUCCUACAAAAGUUCUAUUGCCAUUUUCGGCCCGAGAUUGAAAGGAUGAAAUUCCAAAAAGGAUGUAUGGAUAAGAUUCAACUGAGUGUCAGGAAAUUUAACCGUGUCGCAUUCUCUCAUUUUGCUCAGCGGUAUGGCAAGUCAUUCAGAGGGAAAAUGCGGUGGAAAAAACCAAAAGAAAAUGUACUUGUUAAAACUGAACUGUAG